Salmo salar (Atlantic salmon) is the source of this 1092-nucleotide messenger RNA. The record is from RefSeq and is a predicted model, not a curated record. Lineage: Eukaryota; Metazoa; Chordata; Actinopteri; Salmoniformes; Salmonidae.
AUGGAACGAGGAAGAGGAUGGACUCUGAAGAUUCUGUUUCUGUUGACACUCUGUCAGCAAGCCUUCCCUGGUCAAUGCCAAGAUUCAGGGCAUCCCUCUGACCUGAGGCUAGUUCUAGUAGGGAAGACUGGAGCAGGGAAGAGUGCAACAGGAAACACCAUCCUGGGGACAAAGCCGUUUAUAGAAGACCUCUCUCCUAAGUCUGUCACUGCAACGUGUGAGAAACAGAGUGGAGUGGUGGAAGGGAGGAAGAUUGAUGUCAUCGACACCCCGGGGCUCUAUGACACAACAAUGUCUAAAGAAGAGAGGAAAAGUGAAAUAGAAAAGGCCAUCUACAUGUCAGUCCCAGGACCCCACGCCUUCCUGCUGUUGAUCAGACUGGGGAGGUUCACAGAGGAAGAGAGGAACACUGUGAAGUGGAUCCAGGAGAGCUUUGGAGAAGAAGCCUCAAUGUACACCAUCAUUCUGUUCACUGGUGGAGACCAGCUGGAGGACAAAUCAAUGGUGGACUUUCUAAGUGAGAGUGAGGAGAUUAUGCAACUCGUCAAGGUCUUUAAGGGCAGAAAUCAUGUCUUCAAUAAUAAAAAGAAGAAUGACUACAAUCAGGUCCCAGAGCUGCUGAAGAAGAUAGAUGAGAUGGUGAUGAAGAAUGGAGGACAACACUACACCAAUGACAUGUACAAGGCGGCCCAGAGGAAGAUCAAAGAAGAGGAGGAGAGGAAGGAACAGGAGAAGAAGGACAAAGAGGAGGCCGAGAAGAAGAAACAGGAGGAGGAGACCAGAAAACGGGUAGAGAAAGCGAGACAGGAUGAGAGGAAGAGACAAAAGGGCAUGUUGAGAAAAGCUGUGGGAUUGUUAGCAACUUUUGUCACAGCGGUGUUAGCAGGACCCGCAGCAAUUCCAGUUGGAGUUGCUUUACUUGCAAAUGAAGUAGCUGAACAUUUAGACGAUUGAGGAAGAGGUAGCAGUGUGAAGUGCCACUAUCUUCCUCAUUUUAAUGUCAAGUAGUAGCAGUUGAUUAAUACUGUACAAUGACAACCAUCAGGGGUUGUUCAACACUUUCUAACAUGAUUAGUUAUAUAACAUGUUUAU